GUCUCUCUCUCACUCUCUCUCUCUCCUCCUGGGCUGGGCAGAGCCCACCAGCGAGCCUCUACUGCUGGAUGUGUCUGAAGUUAAUAAAGAGUGAGCGACCGUGGGAAGACACACCUGGCACAGCUCACUCACGCGCUGGAGGAGUGUGUAGGGAGAGUGUGGUUUGUGUGUGUGUGUGUGUGAGAGAGAAGAGAGAGAGAGAGAGAGAGAGAGAGAGAGAGAGAGCGUGCAUUAGAGGAACGCUCCUCACGCGGAGUUUUUUUUGGAUUAUACAGCCUUCCUUCACCACAGCAGCAGCAGCAACAGCAGAGCACCACGACCCCCAUCAGCAACAGCAGCAUCAGCAGCUGGACCCCGAGACACUCUGGACAUCACUGGAUUUACACACUGGAUCCAGAGGCAGGCUGUGUAUGCAUGCGCGUGCGAUUGAGUGUGUGUGAGAGAGAGCGUGUGUAUGGGUGCGUGGUGAGCGCGUGAGGGACAUGGCAGCCCCGGAGCUGGAGCGAGGAGCUGGGCUGGAUGAGGCGCGCGGAGAAAGGAGCUGAGCGGCGGGAUGAGCAGGGAAUGACAGAGACCUGAACACAACAGCAACACUAUCUAUCUCUUUGUGACACGAGCUUGAUUUCUGAUCCAGAAUCCGGGAAUAUUGAUCUCUGAGGAUUUUCUAUUUUUCCUGAUUUUUUUUUGGUGUGGGACAUUUUCUGGUUCUGGUCCAGUUUUGAAUCGCCCGGACCGAGGAUGCGUUGUUGUGGAUUAGCGCUGGUGGGCUUACUGGGAGUGUUGGAGAUCGUGAGGGCUUUCAAAAACGAUAAAUGUGGCGAUAACAUCAGGAUCGCCAGCGCCAACUACCUGACCUCCCCCGGCUACCCAACCUCGUACUACCCCUCGCAGAAGUGCGUGUGGGUGAUCACGACGCCAGAAGCUCACCAGAGGAUCCUCAUCAACUUCAACCCUCACUUCGACCUGGAGGACCGCGAGUGCAAAUAUGACUAUGUGGAGGUGCGGGAUGGUGUGGAUGAGUCGGGGCAGCUGGUGGGGAAGUACUGUGGGAAGAUUGCGCCCUCGCCCGUGGUCUCCUCCGGGAACCAGCUCUUCAUCAAGUUCGUGUCGGACUAUGAGACGCAUGGAGCCGGCUUCUCCAUCCGCUACGAGAUUUUCAAAAUCGGCCCAGAAUGCUCGAGAAACUUCACCUCUAAGAACGGGGUCAUCAAGUCUCCAGGUUUCCCUGAGAAAUACCCCAACAACCUGGACUGCACAUUCAUGAUCUUCGCCCCCAAGAUGUCGGAGAUCAUCCUGGAGUUCGAGAGCUUUGAGCUGGAGCCCGACACACAGCCUCCCGCUGGAGUCUUCUGCCGUUACGACCGCCUGGAGAUCUGGGACGGCUUCCCUGGAGUGGGUCCAUACAUCGGCAGGUACUGUGGACAGAAUACUCCAGGAAGAAUCAUCUCCUACACUGGUAUCUUGGCUUUGACAAUCAACACAGACAGUGCAAUCGCUAAAGAAGGAUUCUCCGCUAACUUUACUGUGCUGGAGAGGACUGUUCCUGAAGACUUUGACUGCAUGGAGCCACUGGGAAUAGAGUCUGGUGAGAUCCCCUCUGACCAGAUAGUGGCUUCAUCCCAGUACAACGCCAACUGGUCUCCAGAACGCUCUAGACUCAACAAUUUUGAAAACGGCUGGACACCAUUGGAAGAUUCCAACAAGGAAUGGAUUCAGGUUGAUCUCGGUUUCCUGCGCUUCGUCUCGGCCAUCGGAACGCAAGGCGCCAUCUCCCAGGAGACUAAGAAGAAGUACUUUGUGAAGUCCUACAAAGUGGAUGUGAGCUCCAAUGGUGAAGACUGGAUCACCCUGAAGGAAGGCUCGAAGCAGAAGGUUUUUAUUGGCAACACCAACCCCACAGAUGUGGCCAAGACUCAGCUGCCUAAACCCACCCUGACCCGCUUCAUCAGGAUUCGACCAUAUACCUGGGAGACGGGCAUCGCUCUGCGCUUCGAGAUUUAUGGCUGCAAGAUUUCAGAGUACCCAUGUUCAGGCAUGCUGGGCAUGGUCUCCGGCCUCAUCACUGAUGACCAGAUCACUGCCUCGUCCCACACCGACCGCAGCUGGGUGCCGGAGAACGCCCGUCUGCUGACCAGCCGCUCGGGCUGGACGCUUCUGCCCCAGCCGCAGCCGUACGCAGACGAGUGGCUCCAGGUGGACCUGGGUCAGGAGAAACUGGUGCGUGGCCUCAUCAUCCAGGGUGGCAAACAUCGCGAGAACAAAGUCUUCAUGAAGAAGUUCCGCCUGGGCUACAGCAACAACGGCUCUGACUGGAAGAUGGUGAUGGAGGCCAAUGGCAACAAACCCAAGCUUUUCGAGGGGAAUAUGAACUACGAUACGCCAGUGUUGAGGACAGUGGAGCCUAUUUUGACGCGGUUUGUGAGGGUUUACCCUGACAGAGCAACUCCAGCAGGCAUGGGGUUGAGACUGGAGCUCCUGGGCUGUGAAAUUGAAGCACCCACUAUACCACCUACCACACCCGCUCCUCCCACCACCCCAUCAGACGAGUGUGACGAUGAACAGGCCAACUGUCACAGUGGAACAGGUGAUGACUACGACCAGACAGGUGGAACUACCGUGCCUGAGACCACUACAGGAAUGGGCACUGUACCAGCAUUCCUCUGGUUUGCAUGUGAUUUCGGCUGGGCCAACGACCCCUCUUUCUGCGGCUGGACGUCUGAAGAGACGGGCUACAGGUGGCAGAUCCAGUCCAGUGGAACUCCAACACUCAACACUGGCCCCAACAUGGACCACACAGGUGGCUCUGGAAAUUUUAUCUACACUCUGGCAACCGGAGCACAGGAGACAGAGGUGGCCCGGCUCGUGAGUCCGGCAGUGUCUGGUCAGGACUCAGACCUCUGCAUGUCCUUCUGGUACCACAUGUUUGGCUCACACAUCGGCACACUGCAUAUCAAACAGAGAAGGGAGAGUGGCCAGACCACGGCCGACGUGCUGCUCUGGACGGUCAGCGGUCAUCAGGGCAACCGCUGGAGAGAGGGCCGAGUGCUUAUACCACACUUAAGCAAACCCUAUCAGGUGGUGAUAGAGGGUGUGGUGGAGAGGAAAAGCUGGGGUGACAUCGCUGUGGAUGACAUCAAGAUCCUAGACAGUCUCAACAUGGCUGACUGCAAGGACCCAGAUGUCCCAACAGAACCAAUGCUGCCUGAGGAUAACUUCAAUGAGAUCAUUGUGGACAUCACCGACUUCCCAGAGAUCGAAGACAACAACAAUAUCGGCGGAGCGGGCAACAUGCUGAAGACCCUGGACCCCAUCCUGAUCACCAUCAUCGCUAUGAGCGCCCUGGGGGUCUUCCUGGGGGCCAUCUGCGGCGUGGUGCUUUACUGCGCCUGCUCGCACGGCGGUAUGGCCGACAGAAACUUAUCCGCUCUGGAGAACUAUAACUUUGAGCUGGUGGACGGCGUAAAGCUAAAGAAGGACAAGCUUAACUCACAGAACUCGUACUCAGAGGCAUGAGGCGCCAACCAAUGAGAGAAAACCUCUCCUCGAGGGAGGGCGGGCUAACUAAAGGACUACCGCCGCCCUCCCGUUGGAGGAGGACAAGGCUCUGAGGUUCUGAGAACCAGUGGGAGUAGAAUUGGGACUGAGCCAUGCUUUUCUCAGGAGCUGCAGUGACAGAACCUACCAGUAGGGGACACUGUGUACAAAACAAAACUAAACAAAAAAAAACAUUGAAAAUGAUGAGGAUUAAGAAAACAAAACAAAAGAAAUAUGUACAGAUGAUUUAGAUGAUUAUUUUAAUUUUUUAUUUUAUUAUUUUGUAUUAUUUUUAGUUGCUCAUUUCUACAAUCGGAUGCUGGUGUUGAGACCAAUAUAUGAAAAUGUUAUACGUAUUUAUCUUUUUUUUCUUCUUUUCUUUUGUUCUUUAACUGGGAGGAAAAUCAGUGUGUUUAAGCGUCGUUGUUUUUGUGUUUCAAGGAGAUGUGUGUAAAAAGAAAAUCCCAAAUGAACCAUAACUGAUAAUGAUGGGUGGGUACUUGACCCGGAGCGGGACGAGUGCAGAUCUUAGGGUGUGGAGCUGUGAUCUGGCCCUGUAGGAUUUCAGCUAUGGUUCAGUCAGUGCCUUUGGUACAUCUUUUUUGGCCUCUUUUGUUGAUUUUUUGAAGUUUUUUACAUCCCUUUAGUUCUGAAACAAAAACAGACAAACAAAAGAAACGGAAAAAAAAAAAAAAAAAACAACGGAAUAUGUUGGUCACAUCUGCAAAACAUGCCCCGGUUUAUUCAUCGCGCUUUAAUGUUCAGAGCUCACAUAUUGUACAUAAGUUUUAAUAUAUUUUAUUGCCCUUUUCAAAGAAAACGAGUAAAAGGACAAAAAAGAAGCUGCAGUAUCCCUUUUUUUCUUUGGUCGUGUGUUGUAAAUACAAUCCGUCUGACUGUUUUGUGAAAGUGAAACGUGUGCUAUUUCCGUCCUUCGCUUAUUUUGCCUCCCCUCCCCAGAGAUGCAGCUCAUGUGUACAAGCUAAGCUAAGCUGGUGGUUUGACAAAUCCUGUGGGCACACACACACACAAACACUCACACACACACAUAUACAAAUACACACACAUUUACAUAGACCAACAUAACCACACAUAGACUCAUGACACAUGACACAGACUCAAUGACACUCUCAGACUAGACUUCUGAUGAACCUCUGCUCCUACUCUGCUAAAUAUCUAAAUAUGGAACAUUGUCCGAGGAAUAUUGACUGAUGUGGCUCCACAAAUGCUUCAUAUCCUUCACUGUACGUCUACUUUUACAUCAGCCUGGAUCCUGGACACAUACUUUAUCCCAUAGACAUUUCAGAAGGUCUGUUAAAUCUCUCCGACUCUGCUCCAUGUCUCCAUGACUAUUUCUUCAUGACUUUCUAUAUCUCUCUCUUUCUAAACAACGUUCUGGAUGUCUCUCAGCAGCCGUACCAAAAAACAAAAAAAAAACAAAAAUGAAGCUUAUCAUCAUCGCCUCACGUUCUUCUUGAAAAAGCUGCCACCUGCUCAGUGCCACGCCCCGUUUAUCUUCACCCGCCCCUCUACAAAGUGCUACUUACACGUCUGCUCACCUCAAACGCACUUUGUCUUCAACGUCAACUUUUCAAUGUCAACUUUUGGGGCUACAUGUCUUGAAAAAAAGACGCAUGUCACGAAUGUGGGGGUGCCUCAGGGUGCCUCAAUGGUGCUAUUUCUUCAUAUGUUCAUAUGUUAUCAUAUGUAUGAGCAUCUCUUAUCAUUGAUGGGCUCAUCAUGCUGCCAUCAUGCUCAUCACUGGCCUCAGAACUGCUGAGAACUGCUAUCUCAUGCUGUCUGUGUGUCUCAUUGAGGAUGCCGUACUCACUUUGGUACAGACAAGUUGGUACAGGACUCGGCUGACUGGACUUGUCAUGUUGAUGUCAAAUCCUGACAUCAUCCUUUGCAUUUUGUCUGUACCAAAGGACCGUGGCCCUCAAGCUCUAUAAAGGGGCCGAUAACGUAAUAACACACUGUCCACUGCACUGUCUACUGUCUAAGAACAGCAUUGAAACCAGCCAGCCCAUCCUUAACAAUUCAAACUGAUAAUGCACUGGACUGUAGGAAGACAGAACUACACGAAAAGACUGAAAUAUCUGCUGAAAUAUCUAAUGCUGGGUCGUCGUUCACCGUCAUUUGGAUUCAUCACUUGCUUUCCCUCAAAACCAUCAGAAGAACAUCAUAAAUCAUACAUAUCACGUGUAGUAUAAUCAACAGGGCUCCACCCAUCCUCCCUCACGCCGACUCCUGUUUUAAAGGUUUCUCUAGGUAUGUUUAUGUGCUGUGUUGUGUUCUGUGGCAAAGAAACAAAACCCAACCCCCUCAACCCAUCAACUCUUCAUCCACUCCUCAUUUCCCUCCAGUAGCUCCCUCCAGUAACUCACCAACACAUCUCUCAAAGCUACAUGUGUGUGUCUUUAGCUGAAGCUAAACAGGGACGAGCUUCAGCAAAGGUCGGAUGAAGAAAAGCAUACUGUAGCGUCAAGGGAAAAAAGAGAAAAAAAAAGAGAAAAGAAACGAUGUUGCACUGAUAGAUAUAUUUAAAGAGGUUUAUGUGUUUAUAGCAUUCAUUUGUAAAAAACAAAAUCAGAAUAAAAAAAAGACAGUGUUCUUUUUUUUAAUAGUUUCAGGAUAUGUAAUACGAUUCUGAAAUAUACGGUUAUCGAGAUGUUUUCAUUAUUGAAAAAGGUAUACGAAAUUUCCUAUAGUAAAAAAAAAAGAUUCCCAUUUACCUGAACGAUUAUCUCUUCGUUUUUGUACUGUCGUUGGAAUUUUGUGCUGAUUUUUUUUACGAGAAGAAGAGGAAAAGAAUCUUUUAUUUUCAAUACUGCUUCUGUAAUUGCUGUUGUAGGAAGAAAAAACCUGAAUAAAACAGCAAGGCCUUAAAAACUGAAAUCACUGUUUUGUAUUUCCAACAUCUGCUUCAUGAAAAGCGAAAAACCGCCGAUGUCUACUGUCUCUGAUCAGCUCAGAUCAACGGACGAUCCAAAGAUUCCGAUCCAAUAAAUGUUUUUUCCUAUGAA
This is a messenger RNA of Astyanax mexicanus (Mexican tetra), 6560 nucleotides long. RefSeq names its product neuropilin 1a (gene nrp1a). The coding region runs from base 739 to 3513 and encodes 924 amino acids. NCBI's taxonomy places the organism in Eukaryota, Metazoa, Chordata, Actinopteri, Characiformes, Acestrorhamphidae. Gene Ontology annotation, biological process: angiogenesis; axon guidance; vascular endothelial growth factor signaling pathway. Gene Ontology annotation, cellular component: membrane. The transcript has 18 exons. Gene Ontology annotation, molecular function: vascular endothelial growth factor receptor activity; semaphorin receptor activity. The record is from RefSeq and is a predicted model, not a curated record.